AUGCCAUUAUGGAAGACCGGUUCUGAUGGUCUCCCUUUCAGAAGUGCAUUCAAAAAUGUCAUCUUUCGCAGAAGUUUGCACUUGGAUAUUGAGAGACCCCUUGCUGUCAUUCAGAAUAAGUUGGACCAGGAAGUCAUCGUACAAUUCAAAGUUUGCUGCCCAAACGUAGGAGAAGAAACAUCAAUUUAUGUGAUCGGCAAUGCUUUGAAGCUGGGGCUAUGGAAGGUUCAGGAUGGACUUGAGCUCAAUUAUGCUGGUGAAUCAAUGUGGCAAGCAGAUUGUGUCAUGCAAAAGGAUGAUUUUCCUAUUAAAUAUCCUUUUGGUUGCCUUUUGUUUCAUAUUAUACAGCAUUAUGAGUAUUGUUUGUUAAAUGGUAUUUGGCUCUUGUAUCUCUCUGUGUCCAUCUUCCUUAACAGCUCUUUCACGUACAAAUACAGUAAAUAUGGCAAGGCAGGGAACUUCUCUCUAGAAACUGGUCCCAACCGGGAGCUCUUUGUUGACUUCUCAAGUAGUCAACCAAAAUGCAUUAUUGUUUCAGAUGGCAUGAUGCGAGAAAUGCCAUGGCGAGGUGCUGGCUUAGCGAUUCCCAUGUUCUCUGUUAGAUCAGAGGCCGAUAUAGGAGUUGGAGAAUUUCUUGAUCUGAAGUUACUUGUCGACUGGGCUGUUGAGUCUGGCUUCCAUUUGGUUCAGCUUUUGCCUGUUAAUGACACAUCAGUGCAUGGUAUGUGGUGGGAUUCAUAUCCAUACAGCUCUCUAUCUGUAUUUGCAUUGCAUCCAUUGUAUCUGAGAGUGCAGGCACUUUCUGAAAGUAUACCAGAAGAGAUCAAGCAAGAGAUAGAGAGGGCCAGAGUACAACUGGAUGGAAAGGAUGUAGAUUAUGAGGCUACCAUGGCUGCAAAGCUCUCAAUUGCUUAUAAAAUUUUUGCCCUAGAGAAGGAUUUGAUACUAAAUUUGAGUUCCUUCCUAGAAUUUUUUUCCGACAAUCAGGAUUGGUUGAAACCCUAUGCGGCCUUCUGUUUCUUGCGUGACUUCUUUGAAACAUCAGACCACAGCCAAUGGGGUCUUUUUUCUAACUUUUCAAGAGAUAAGCUUGAGAAGCUUGUAUCAAUAGAUCGAUUGCACUAUGACACAAUUUGCUUUCACUAUUACAUCCAGUUCCAUUUACAUAGACAAUUGUCGGAAGCGGCUGAAUAUGCAAGAAAGAAAGGAGUGGUGUUGAAAGGAGACCUCCCUAUUGGUGUAGACAGAAACAGUGUGGACACUUGGGUUUAUCCAAAUUUGUUCAAUUCUUCGCAGGAUGUAGAUUAUGAGGCUACCAUGGCUGCAAAGCUCUCAAUUGCUUAUAAAAUUUUUGCCCUAGAGAAGGAUUUGAUACUAAAUUUGAGUUCCUUCCUAGAAUUUUUUUCCGACAAUCAGGAUUGGUUGAAACCCUAUGCGGCCUUCUGUUUCUUGCGUGACUUCUUUGAAACAUCAGACCACAGCCAAUGGGGUCUUUUUUCUAACUUUUCAAGAGAUAAGCUUGAGAAGCUUGUAUCAAUAGAUCGAUUGCACUAUGACACAAUUUGCUUUCACUAUUACAUCCAGUUCCAUUUACAUAGACAAUUGUCGGAAGCGGCUGAAUAUGCAAGAAAGAAAGGAGUGGUGUUGAAAGGAGACCUCCCUAUUGGUGUAGACAGAAACAGUGUGGACACUUGGGUUUAUCCAAAUUUGUUUCGCAUGAACACCUCGACCGGUGCACCUCCUGACUAUUUUGAUAAAAAUGGGCAGAACUGGGGAUUCCCUACUUAUAAUUGGGAGGAAAUGUCCAAGGACAAUUAUGCUUGGUGGCGUGCUCGUUUAACACAGAUGGGCAAGUACUUCACAGCUUAUCGGAUUGAUCAUAUAUUGGGUUUCUUUAGAAUCUGGGAGCUUCCAGAUCACGCAAUGACGGGUCUUGUUGGGAAAUUCCGACCAUCUAUCCCUCUAAGUCAGGAAGAGCUCGAAAGAGAGGGGAUAUGGGACUUUGAUCGUUUGAGCCGUCCAUAUAUUCUGCAGGAAGUUUUAAAGGAUAAAUUUGGAGCUUCUUGGAAUGUCAUAGCUUCUAACUUCAUGAAUGAAUAUCAGAAAGACCGUUAUGAGGUGAUAGUUGUUGUUUAA
Ilex paraguariensis (yerba mate) is the source of this 2136-nucleotide messenger RNA. The record is from the annotation of a GenBank genome assembly. Lineage: Eukaryota; Viridiplantae; Streptophyta; Magnoliopsida; Aquifoliales; Aquifoliaceae.